CUUUGUUAUGUAGUUAUAAUGUAGUUUUUAAACUAAACCUUACCCUACCCCCCUCGAGGAAACAACGUGGUUUAUGAACGCUCUGCUAGUAUAGAGACGAAAUGUCGUUCGUUUUGCUCACGACUGUAGAUUUUUAAUCCCAGCUGUUGAAUUUUCCGAUCUCUGCCACCAUAGCUUCGGUGUGGCAGCUUCACUAUCGUGCAGCUGAUUUUGACAAUCGAAUCCAUUUCUUUUAUUUACAUUUACGCUGUGUACAAAAAUAAAUCAUACGCCAUUCAUUGCAAGGAACAAAAUCUGCGAAUAGAUGCAGUUAUGAGCUAAAAUAUAUAUACACACAUAAUCUACUUGCGUUCUUGUAAUUUCAUCACAAUAAGGACGAAUUGAAAACCCAGUCAACAUCAAUACUAUAUGAGGUCGCUGGAUCGAUAGUUAAGUUUCCAUGACAGCAUAAACACAACACUGUCGCAUUGCUGCAGAAGUUGAACAAAGAAAAAAAAAUUCAAGAGUAGAUACACAACGCCAACGCAGAUUAAAUAAAAAUCUAGAAAUGUUUCUGUUCGACUGGAUACUGGGUCGUAUAUUGCCUGUGAUAUUUCUGCACCUGAGACCAUUUAUUAAAUGGUUUUUACACACAUUUACACGACUAAGCGAACUUCAACGUAUUGUUUAUGGUGCACAAGCAGGUGCCAGUCGCACACGUAAAGUGGAGCGCUCCUUAAUGCUAUCACAAAAUAUCGAAAUUCAACAAUUGCUGCAAGAAUUAGAUACUGCGGUAGAAAGCUGCAGUGAUAAUGAGUUGAUUUUAUUGCCUGUACGCGCGAUUAGCGUAGUACAGCAUGCAAAGCAUAUUAAAUCAAAAAUACACCCAGAUUUUACGCCACUCUUUGGCACAUGUGUACUACAAAUUUGGAGCUAUCGGCAUUUACUGCAUCAGGUGGAGCGUUUAAGAGCUGAACCAUACGAUGCGAAUAAUUUAGUGCAUGAACAAAAACUUUUGGAGCUGUGGAAUCGUUUAAUGCCUGAGGAGCCGCUCGAGGGACGCAUCACAAAGCAGUGGCAAGAAAUCGGAUUUCAGGGUGACGAUCCCAAAACUGAUUUUCGUGGCAUGGGUUUGCUUGGCUUAGAAAAUCUAUUGUACUUCUCACGCGAGUACCGUGACGCAGCACAUCAUGUACUUCUACACUCUAAACAUCCGGUAUAUGGCUAUACUUUCGCUAUUGUUGGCAUAAACCUCACCGCAAUGGCAUAUCGCUUACUUAAAUCUGGCGAUGCCAAAGUGCAUUUCUACAAUGCAGCACAAGCGCUUAAUCAACCUUGUACGCUGAUGCAUUUUCAUAAAUUCUACUGUUACUUACUUUUCGAAUUUGACCGUUUCUGGAUGGAAUCCGAACCAACGAAUAUAAUGGAUUUUCGUGAUAUUUAUCAAAGAUUUGAAAUCCUUAUAAUGGAGGCUUUACAUAACGACAAGACACUAUUCAAAACGAAUCUCAUUGUAGAGGAAGUUUAAAAGGACACAAAUAAUCUAAAAUUAAUCUUAAGUUUUAAAAUAUAAACAAUUAAAAUCUUUCAUACACUUAAAUCAAUGUAUAGCAUAAUUAAAAGAAAUAAAUUUUUGUUUGUUUCAAAAAGGAA
Molecule: messenger RNA, 1632 nt
Organism: Ceratitis capitata (Mediterranean fruit fly)
Lineage: Eukaryota; Metazoa; Arthropoda; Insecta; Diptera; Tephritidae
Product: ELMO domain-containing protein 2
Exons: 2
Coding region: 548-1507 (319 amino acids)
Molecular function (GO): GTPase activator activity
Source: RefSeq, a predicted model, not a curated record